AAUCACUUCCCGUUUCCUUUAGGAGUAACUUUAGAAUGACUGUAUUCCGGCAGUCAAAGCGAAAAUCUGAGCCGACAUGGCCUUUAUUAUUCGCCAGAUUCGCCAAUUUCUAAUUGUCUUAUGUCUGAUCGUCUUCGAAGUUCACAAGGAUGCAGGUACACAAGCUUCCAGUGGAGGUUGUUCCCCACCUGACUUUGGUAUGGCAAGAGGUAUUAUUCCGGACAAGGAUAUCACAGCUUCAUCAGCACAGAAUUCUGAUUCACUUCCUCACCAUGCACGGUUAAGCAACAGCAAAGCAUGGGUUCCUGAUAAAAAGGAUAGAAAUCCAUGGAUACAAGUGGAUUUACAGUAUUCAAGAAACAUCACUGCCAUUGCUACACAAGGCUUUUCUGGCUCCUAUGUUACCCGCUAUUAUGUGAGUUUCAGUUCUGAUGGAAACAACUGGAACAACUAUACAGAGCAAGGAAAAGUUAAGGUGUUUCAAGCCAAUGUAAAUGAUAGUAAAAUCAAAACAGUCCUUUUCAGACCUUCUCAUGUAGCACAGUACAUAAGAUUAAACCCCACAAACUGCUCAAACACUUGUGCCCUCAGAUUUGAGCUUUAUGGGUGCAAUCUGACAACAGGCUCUCCUGGCCAGCCAUCCUCACCCUCUGCAGAUUCUGUUUUAUCAAAGAAAAUUGUCAUCUCAUGGAGUGCACCUACUGAUGUAGGGGAUGGAAUAACUGGGUAUGUUGUUAGGUGGCAGAUUGCUGGAAAAGCUGACUAUCAAGGAAAAGUAGUUACAGGGAGCAGAUCUGCAACACUUGAUAAACUAACACCCUACACUUUGUAUGACAUCCAAGUGAGAGCAGAAAAUGAUAAGGGACAUGGCCCUUGGUCAGCCUCACUGAAAGUGAGAACGCAAGAGUCCAGUGAGUACUGACAUUAAUCUCUAUAACAAGGUUCACACCCUUACUGAACCAGUUCCCUCCUAAGAUCCUAUUAGGAGUUCUCCUUACUCAGGCCGGGCUACAUAGACACUAACUUUUCAAAUUACUCAGUAGCCAACUGGCCAGUGACAGCUUAGAUCUUAGAACAAUUUCAGUUUGUUUACUAGCCAAACUGGCCAUAGGAAAUUGAAAACCACUCGCCAAAACUGAAUUACUGGUCUGUGGUUAGUUAGCUACUGUAAUAGUGUUGAGCCCUGCUUACUAUCUAACAUCCAGUUCUUGUGAUGUUAGCUCAGAGAUUUGAUAUUGAAUCAACUAAAUCAUCCCCUAAUUAAUGUUAUUCUCUUAUCCUCUUCACUUGUCUGGAAAGUACAACCGCCUCCCGGUUAGCUCAAUGGAUAGAGCGCUGGACUGAUGUGUGGGAAGUCGAGGGUU
Messenger RNA from Stylophora pistillata, 1364 nucleotides. RefSeq names its product receptor-type tyrosine-protein phosphatase delta. The record is from RefSeq and is a predicted model, not a curated record. Lineage: Eukaryota; Metazoa; Cnidaria; Anthozoa; Scleractinia; Pocilloporidae. Gene Ontology annotation, molecular function: protein binding; protein tyrosine phosphatase activity. Gene Ontology annotation, biological process: protein dephosphorylation.